Molecule: messenger RNA, 10212 nt
Organism: Diachasma alloeum
Lineage: Eukaryota; Metazoa; Arthropoda; Insecta; Hymenoptera; Braconidae
Gene: east
Exons: 6
Coding region: 1124-6943 (1939 amino acids)
Source: RefSeq, a predicted model, not a curated record
UUGAUUCUGUUAAAUAUAAGGGUCGAUGUGGUCAGCCAUUGACGUGUGCUCACGGGCGCGUCUUUCUUUUCAUUCUCGUGUGCAUCAUCUAAAAAUUUACCCAAAGCCAAUCUCCUAAUUCCAUACCUCCCAACGCCCCUAAAGUGCAAAAAGUGCCCCCCCCCCCCCAUUAACUAGUCCCUGACACCCCUAAAAAAGGUUGGAAUUUUCAAUCAUCCAAGUCGAAUCCAAAUCCGAGCAUAGUAGACCGGUUCAGAGAACAUUCGACUCAGUGUUAAAACAUAGCCAGUUGUCAGUGGUAAUAAAAAGGAUGUUGAGUUCACAUGGUCGAAAAAAAGUGCCAGUGGGUAACUUUGGAUAAUCUCUUACUCUCUCAUUAUCCCAUUCCCACUCGUAAGUUAUCACGAACGAACCUAAUUUUACAUCAGUGUGACUAUAUCUACAUACCAGUGUUUCUAUUUCCAUUGCAUUAAUAUUCCUUAUAUUAAGGAGUAAAAAUCCGUGUCAAAUUGUGUUCCGCUAACUUUUAAUUUAUCAACUCCCCAAACUCGAUAAAUUUUCAGUACAAAUAAACCACGAAUAUAGGCUCUGUGAUUGUAUUUAUUAAUUGGUAACGGUUGAAACAGCAGGACGAACAAUCAUUAAAUAAUUAUUAAGUAAUUAAAAAAGAAAAUGCAUUGAUAUAAACAACGUAUCGAUGAUAUAAUUUGCGGGGGAUCGUCUGGCUGCAUCUAAAGCAUGUAGUCCCCGCCCCCAGAAUCAUUGAAUUCAAGAUUUACCAUUAAAACAUCGAGGGGUAGAUUUCCUCGAAAUAGUGGACGCAGCGAAAGGGGAUAUCGAAGCAACACGUCCCAGGGACCCAGGGACCAAUGCGUUAGCACAAAUAGACUAUGUAUUAAUAUUACAAUAAUUCACCAGCAGAUGGUAGUAGUGUGAAAAAGCAGCAAGUAGUACCAGGCGUAUAAGAGGCAACCCUGCAACGGUACUGGUGUGUGUUUUUCACGGGUUUAACAUUGUUAAGUUAUUCCCGUUGUUUCAUUCUGUUACAACAAUAUACCGAAACAAAUUUCGGCCUCAUUGUGGUAAAAUGUCGUUUCAGAAGCCCAAUGUGGGUUGAAGUGAGAUGGCAUCCAGGGAAAAGAGACCCUUAGCGCCUUCCUCAAAGUCAAAGCAAAAGGCAAACAAUGAUCCAGCUCUACCAACCUCAUCGAGCAAGACCAAGAAGGCCAAACUGUCCCCCUUCAUAUUAGAAGCAACAGGUAGCAAGCUGUCUCCUAAACUUGAGGGCUCCCUUCCACGCAAAAAAGUCCUCACAAGUCUCAAAUGUAAGAAGAAACUGCGCGCAGUUAAAUCGAACUUAAUCAAAGGGAAAGCUUCGAAGAACGCUCCUGUGAAGAACUUGAAGCGAAUCGCAACCCAAACAACGAACAAAACUACUAAAGCAAACCUCACGCGAAUAAAGAAGGCGAGGUCCUCACCCAAACCUCUUGAGGGGGAACUCUCUUCUUCAGAUAAAAACGAGCUUUCGACAUCUCGAGGCAGUCCAAAGACAACUCGAAAGCUGAAGCUCGGGCCUUGCUCAGACCCUCAAAAAAGUGCCAAACUUACCAGACGUAACCUCCACAUCAAAGAGGAAAUCGACGAAGACCUGAAGUACCUGAAGAACCGUAAAUCUAGCCCCUCAAACGAUCAAAAAAUUUCGCGUCAAAGACUCGAAUCACCAUUGUCAAGAUCGACGAUUGACUCAACAAUUGACGACGUGUUAGCGAUGGUCAGUGACAGUGAGUUAGAUUACUCAGUCUUGCCCUCUGAGGGUAAAGUCACUCGAAGUAAAAGAAUGAUCGAUGAUAAAUCAGUGCUAUUAGAACACGAGAUUAAAAAAGAGAUCAUCGACGAAGAUUUUGAUGAGGAUGAAUCGACUUCGAAUGAUGACCUUCAGACUGCCAUAGAUAUUAAGGAGUCUAAGAGAAAACUGAGUCAAAGAAGCUUGCGGAAUGGCAAACUCCGACAACUAGACUCUUCUCAAUCCGAUGAUCUGAAGAAAGGUCGUAGAUCAAAUGUCGAAGAAAUAAUGACUUCUGAAACUGUGGAGGACAUGACAUUAGGCGAACCAGUGGAUUCAAGACCCCCAGAAAUCACCAUUGGCGACAUUUCGCUGUCUCUAUCUUCAGACUCAAAACUGGCUGACGUAGAUUUACCAAUUUCCAUUGAGUACGAGAAUAACAAUAAUAGUGGCGUUUCUGAGAUUGACGGGGGUCCAACGCUGCGAUCCAAGACAAAAGCAAAAAGUACAGAUUCUCAAAUCCGAACUGAGGAUGAAGAAUUCUACAUAAUCGAGCCUCUCGAUGAGACUAAAAAACCUCAUGCCUUUGGUAAGCUCGCAAUCGAUAAAACUCCUGCAAAACGUCGAUCAUCCCUCAACAUUGAUGUUAAAAAGACGAUGGGUUCAAUGUACGGCAAUGAAAAGGCUGACGGAAGCGCCCCAAAAUCCCAGAUUGAUCAAAUGAUUGAAAACAUUAAAUUAACAAUUGCCAAAUCCAUUGAGAGCAAAAUUUUCGGCCCAGAGAAGGCUCUCGGUCUCACUAAAUCCUUCGAGUCUAUGAAUCCCCCAAAAAUCGAGGAGAUAAUUGUUCCCGUAAGCACCGAGACUCAAAAACUAAAUCUAGAUCCCCCAGAAAUCAUUAUCGAUGAUGAUCAGCCAAAAGGGUCCAAUGGAUCUAAGCAAAUCUCUCUGCAAAAUACUUCUAAUAAUAUUAAUAAUAGUUGUAAUAGUAGUACCAGUAAUAAUACUGAUAAUAGUGAUGAUACGGUGCCCAAGGUGGCAGACACUGCCAAAGAAAUUGAAAAACUAGUCAUGGGCGAUGAAAGUGAAGAAAUUAAUUUGAUUAAUAAUUCUAUCGAGGCUUCGUCUAGCAGAACUGACGAUGUACAAGAUAAUGAGGAAAUAGAAAAUGAAUCUAAAGACUCUAAAGAACAAGCAAAGAUCAAUGACGUUGAAAAGUCUGAGCAAAUAAUGACUGAAAGUAAACAAGAACAAGAAGAAGAAGAAAAAGAAGCAAAAACGACUUGUUUUAUGGAACACGAAACAUUGAAUGAGAUAGAAAAAUCGCUACAAACAUCUGAACGAUUGGAAAAUUCACCGCAGCUUGAGACGAUUGAGAGUAUCUCCAGGGAACUGGAAAAUCUGAUUUCUGGAUCCCCUUCGAUAGAAGUAUCACCUAGUGAAGAUAAAGAAGAAGGAAAUAACGAAACUCAUUUCAGCAAUGACAUUUCUGAGGUUUCCGAACGUGCUGAUGAACCUUUAGAGCCAAAUCUCAGCUCUCUACCUAUCUUUGUUGAUGAACCAAUAGUAGAACGAUCAGAUUCGCCUCAAAAUACUUCAGAAGUUGUUUCAGCCCCUCCUGAAGACUGUGACUCAGAACCCCUUGAAAAUUUUGAACAAAUUUCUGAAAAUCCAAUGCAAACUCUGGAAGUUCCUCCUGAGCCCACCAAAUCACCUGAGAACAAACAAGAAGACGGGAAACGAGUCCUUCGCGCUCGAGACAAGCAGAGAAAAUCAGAAAAAUCUAGAACUUGUGAGAUCCCCGAUCCUCCGGACCUGAAGGUUAAGACAGAGACAGAAAAUCCUCCUACAUAUUCGAACGAAUCUGAAGAGACUGAACGACAAGAUUCUCCUCAAAUGGGAGAGACAACGGGCUCAAUAAAAGUAGAGGAAGAGUAUCAAGGAAGGACCAGAAGGAGCAGAGAUAUAAAAAGACGUCGAGAGGACGUUUUGCUCAGCCAAAGUUCUUGUCAAAAAACCAAGAGGAACCGUAGAGAACCGAAGAAAGCCGAACAAAAUAAGGAGGAGACGCUUUUGGAUAAUGAAGUGGCCAAAAUUAAUGAGAAUAAUCGAGAAUAUUCUUCCGAGAAGUUUAAUAAACGUCUAGAGGGAACUGAGAGUCUUCGGAUAUUUUCUAGGCAUGACCGACGUAAUAGACCUGAAGAGAAUGAUCGAAGUAAAUCGGAAAAUGAUAUCGAGUCGGUGAAGGAAAAGUCAGAGGGUGUAGAGAGAUUACGGGCUGAUCGAUGUGGGAAUGAUAGGUUGAAGGCCAUUCAGGGAGCAGGGAUGCAGGAGACACCUGGGACUGAGAUGACUGAGACUGUGCAGAAGGAUUGCGAUGAGGCUUCCACCUCUGGAGAGUCCACUGGGAGUAUCUCCAUACCGAAGAUACUGGAGACCCCUGAGGAGACAGCGAUGAAGGAGAAAAUCCUUUUGAUGCUGGGGCUUGAGUCGGCGGAGAAGGCUGCGGAGAGGAAGAAGGCGAAGAUUGAGCAGUGCACUGGAGGACUCAAGACGGUUAUCCGGGUGCCUAAGGACUCCGGGAAAGAGAAAAAAAGAUCCAGGUCGCCGCUGAAGAUGGUGCUGAAGCAGGGCCGGGUUGAUGGCGGUGGGGAUUCGCCUGAAUUCUAUACGAUUCAGAAAGAGCUCGGAACCAGUGCUUUGGGAGAUAGCAGCUCUGGUGCGAACCGAAAGUUCUCUACUAACCACAGACAAUCUUGCGAUGAGGAUCCUGAGGAAACAUCAUCUAAGGACCGGCAGAGUCUCAUUAUUCCAGAGAAAUCUUCGUCUUUCUCAAUACACCCUGGACGUCUUUGUGCAGAUGUUUGUUGUUAUUGCUUUGGGAAAUUCGGGUCACUUGAUACACCGAUGCACUUGGCGCAAAUGAAGUCUGAUGAGAGGAGAAGGAAAAUUUUGAAUGUCGAGAGACAUCUCACUAAAGACUCGUGCUUGUGUGAUGCUUGUUAUCGUCAUGUUGACAGAAAAGCGAAUACAAGUCCGACCAAUAUAUCAAAACCCCAACGACAGCACCGACAGCUGAUGGUCUCCAAAUGUUCCGCCAGAGAUUGCAGAGAUUCCGCGAGACAUCUCGUGAAACGUCGAUGGCUCUUGAAAAUAAAAUCAUGCCUUCAAAAUCAGGUGGACAUCGACUGGGAAUCAAGUCAGCAUACAUCCAUGUCUUUCUGCAUCGCCCACUAUGCGACAAUUGAGCGUUUCCUGACUUGUGCCCUCUGCAAGCGUCGCCUAGUCCGUAACCACACUCAUCUUCUCCCGGUCAGUGAAGCAGACGAGUUGAAUCGUAUUCUUCCCCAGCAAGGUGUCCCCAUCUUACUCGUAUCCGGCACCUUCGUUUGCAAGCUCUGCCGUUACUACACUCAGCUGCAACUAAAAUACAAAGACGUGGAAAACAUGAAUGUGAGUCAUCGAUCUUUUGCAAAAAGCUAUCGAAAAAGAAUUCUCUACAACAACAAUCUCGACAUUGACGACGAUGAGGAGGAGCCAGCUCAAAACUUUCAAGCUAAGGAUAAUAAAGAUAAGGAGAAAGAGAAGGAGAAAGAAAAGGAGAAGGAAAAGGAGAAAGAUAAAGAUCGAAAAUCCGUCAAAAAAACAAAGUACCAUAAUCAAUUAUCCAAAAACAAUUUGUCAAAGUCCCCAGAGAGUAAUACCUCAUCGGAAAAAUCGACUCCCGAGCCUCCAAAAACCGACAAUUUAGGUGAGCCUAAACGCCGGGAAUCUGAAGUAAGAGGUGAUGGGGCUUCAUCUAUAACCGAACAAAUGUUAGAUCUAGAAAGUACAGUGGAAAAGUUGAAAAAACGAAAGGCAUUGGAUCAACACCUCUACUCCACAGACUCUCCAAUCUUUUCAGACGACAACACUGUCAAUGUCGUGGAGAUUCUGGCGAUGGAUAAAGAGGAAGUCACACUAACUCGAUUACCCAAGAAGCCCAAACUGGCUAGUAACCAGAAUCAAAAUUCCAACGAUAUAACUCCAGUGGUGCAACGACUGGGAGCAAACCCGUCAAUAAGUGUGCGAACAUUGUUUCCUGGAGAAGAGGAGAUGGGUCUCCAUGCUAAUGUUGAAUUUUCGAAUAUAAGAGAGAUAACACCUCAAGGAUGGGAGAAGUGUGCGACAAUAAUUCAAUAUGACAGAGACACAAAAUUACUCUGGCAAGAGUUACAAAGACCCUAUGGCAAUCAAAGCUCUUUCCUCAGGCAUCUCAUCCUUCUGGAAAAGUACUACAGGUCUGGAGACUUGGUUUUAGCUCCCAACGCAUCGAGGAACGCUAUAAAUUACUCGACAUCAGUGCAAAAUCGAUUGAUAUCAUACGAAGGACCAGAAAAGAUGGAUGAACCAAUUACUGAGCCAAUUCCCAAUGAGUUCCAUCACUCGAAAAGGUUCAGUGGAGGCUAUCUGAUGGAAAGAGAUAAAAGUUCCCUACCUGGUAAUAGCAGCGUCACCACACCUGUCACUCCAGUUACAAUAUCAGUGACUCCAACUGUAACAACCCCGUCAAGAAUACCCCCUGCUAAAACACUAUCAAAAUCUAGUCCCUCUAGAAUUUUGAAAAUCAAUCCAGGUGUUUCGAUAAUCAAGAAACCGCCACCGAAUCUUCAACGGCUCAGUUUACCCUCCAGCAGUGGCACUUCUCCAGCUAAUGGAUCAGCUAAACGCAAAGAUGCCUUCCCGAGCAAGAUUACUGGCACUGGAACAUCUGGAGGAAAGGUCUUUCAACUUAGUGAACCAGAUUUUAAAAGACUUCAGACCCUGAAAAAGCAGAAGAUGAUCAAUGAGAAAAUCAAUACAUCCAGCAAUACCAAGCUGAGCAAUCUCCAGUAUCAAAAGGCACAAAUCGCUGCUCAGACGCAGUUUCAAAAGCAUUUGAGGAUGCAACAGGAGAUGCUCAGUCGUCAGAGCCGUGGUGAUUUUGAACCACUAAUUUGUGACGUUAGAUCAUUGGCUAAUGAGAAUACUCCUGCACAGAAUCUUCUUAAUAAUUUAAAUCUGCCAAAAUCUAUUCAGGUUACUACUAAACCAUCCAACAGCCCUAUUCCCAUUUUACCAAAAAUUCCCAAAUCCCUUACUGUUAUACCACAGACUAUUCCCAGGAAUGUGGAUAAGUGACGAGUGAGAAGGAGGAGGGGGAGGAAAAGGAGGGCAAGAAUAGGAUGAUGGAUAUUUUAAACAAUUCAUUGAAUACUCAUCGACUCGACAUAAUGAGAAGAAAGUUGAAAUGUUGGAAGAUGGGCCACCGUGGUUAUCUCAUAAUUACGUGGUUUGUAUUUUUUGAGCCGUUAUUAUUGGAGGGAAAGACAAUUUCUCCGGAUUAUAAAUUGUAAAUUAUUGGAUCUGUAGUUGAGAGAUGAAAUGAAAUAGAUUGAAUGUCAUUUUUUUUCAUUAUGAAAGGGAGGUACUAAAAAAAAGUCUUUUGAUAAUUUCAUUCAAAAUUUAUGAUAAACAUGAAAUUUUGGUUUUUUAUGCAAAUAUCUUGGAAAGACGUUGUUUCAGGGAAAAUGCCAAAAAAACAUUCUGUUAUCAAUGAGAAGAAGUCACCUGUCAUUUUGCCCAAAACCACUUGCUCUUGAGAUAAUUACAUAAAUAACAGAACACAUUACCAUUUCUCUACAGAUAACAUUAUUAUGAUAACAACUGUGUUAAAUGGGUUUCAUACCCGAUGAAUGAUACAUAUGAACAAAUAAACAAAAAUUAUUUGUAUGAAGAAAAAAAAAUGAAUAAUUGAAAGUGACAGGAAUUAAAUGUUGAAAAGUGCCUAAUUGUCGCAAAAAAUGAGACUCAAGUGGAGUGUAUUGACAAAUCAGUGAGGACAGAGACGCGGAGCGUUGCUAGUUUAUAAUUAUAUAUAUGUUAAUCGCGAUAAUAAUUAUUUAAUUUGAACAUCCUACUGACGUAUACCAAUCAUAAUCUCUAGCAGGGAAUAUUUAAAUUGAUUUGAAAAUGAGAAAAGCAUUCAUUUUCAUUGGUUAAUCUGCAUUAUAUAGUUGACGAUUAUAUCCUCAUCACAUCAUUUUUUAUUAAUUUUCUCGUCUUUUCAUUCAUCAUAGAUUAAUCAUUGAUCGUUGAUUUAUAUGAAAACAACAUGUUUGUAGACCCCUAUCGGUUUAGAUUAAUAAUUUAUGAUUUACUGAUUUAGUUUCGUCGAAUAAAUGAAUUUGAAGCGGAGAAAAAACGAGAAAUUUCCCAAUUUCUUCACGAAAAGUUCAUAAAAUGCAGAAAAAUGUGUUAAGUUCUAUAUUUAUUACGUGACUCGUAAUUGUUGUAAAUACAAAUACAAUACAAAAUCGUUUCUUUUUUUUAGUUUCUUGGUGCGACCAAUUGUCAAGUCCUAUUACUUAUUGAUAAUUAUUACAUAAAUUACCCAUAAUUGAUUACAUCAAUUAAUUAUUAUAAUUAAUAUAAUUGAUAGAAAAAUAUAUAAAUUGCUUAAAUAUCCAGGCGCAUUUACUGGUUUAUAUGAAUGAAUAUAAAUCAAUGAAGAGAGAUAUAAACGUGCAAGCGCCUUAUUAAGAAUCAUAUGUUUUAGAGAGUGAAGAAAAAAGCAGAGCUACACGAUAAAUAGAUGGCUGUUUUUUUUGGCAAAAGUGAUAGUGUGGAUGUAAAUAACUAAUUAACGAUUUAAGGUAAUGGAUUAGCAGCAAAGGACUGAACGAUUUCCAGAUGGAUAGACCAACAAACUGCCCCAUUCUUCAUUAUUAAAUAAAAAUAGAAAAAACAUUAAAACUGGAAUUUUCGAACUGUGAUGAUCGUUUGCAUCUAACGAUUAAGUUAUGAGAGAGGCGGAAAAUUGAGCAACGUCGAUAAAAAAAUCAACUCCAGAUCAAUCAAUCAAUUACUUCAUUAAUUCUGUGGCUGAAGUCGUAAAACGUAAUAGAUCAAAGUUGAAAUUUCGGUCAAUUUCGAAACCUCUUCAAUCUUUUAUUAUUUUGUUGUCGGAGGACUUGCCCGUGAAAUCAUUUCACUUUCAAUGAGAUCUAAAGUUCUUAUUUGCCACUUCGUCACUUGAUUAAUUGAUUAAUUAAUUAUAGCUGUGUGUUGAGAUGAAAAUGACCAGUUAUUUUCAUUUAAUUAAUUGGAGAUGGAGCUAAGCUCAAUCGAUAAUAAGGUAUAAACAAUUAUGUGCAAAAUAAUAAAUCGAAAUGAUUACAGUGUGAACAUCAUUGUCUUUACACAAAUCGUUGAUUCUCCUAUGGAGGAAAAAAAAUUGAGUACUAAUAAAAUAUUUAUGCGCGAGUUAUGGAAUGUGUGAGGAAAUUAUUAUUGUAUUUGCAUAGCACUCAGAAAGAAAACUUGGUAUACAAUUUCUAUAUAUGAAAAUGCUCUAUUUUACUAAGGAUAUUUUUGAUAUAUAUCUAUAUAUAAAUAUAUAUAUCGAAUCAUUAAAAGUAAUUUGAAAAUUUGAUGGAAUUCGAUGGGAGAAAAGUGAUGAUAACACUAAAGUUGAGGAGAAGGAAGAAUAUGAGGGUUCCUAGAUAUCUCACCGACACUUAUACAUGUUGAGAUUUUUUAAUUGAUUUAGUUUUUCCAUCACUGCAAAUUGGAAGAAUAAAAAGAUCAAUGGACUAAUGGGACUGUUGGGAGUUUUGAAGGAAUUUGGGGUAGUUACAUUUUGCGAAUAUUCUCUCUACUGUACGUACGACUGACAAUGAAGAUUAUAAAGGAAGAGAGAAGGAGAAAGAAAUGAUAACAAUGAUUAACAAAAACGUAAGUUGAACUUUUGAGAAUUCUAUUUUUCUGCUGAAAGAGUUAUAAGAAAAGAAUAAAUUGGGAUGGAGGAAGAUAAUUGAGGAUACUUUCAAGUGAAAAAUUUAAUUUUUUUGGCUUUAUUUUCCCGUAACAUGAACAAGACAAUGAACUAAUUGACACAUAAUUUUACGAUUAAUUUUCAAAUCGAAGCGCUCUAGAAAACACGAUUAAGUGCUCUUUAGGCCCUAUUUGCUGGACUAAAGAAAAAAAAACAUCUUUGAACCCAUUCAAUUCCAAGAUGCUCAGCAAAUAAUACGUCAGAAAUUGUAAAAAGAGAAAUACAUGAAUGGAAAAUGAAGGUUUCAUUGACAUUAUUUCUUGAAUAUCUCUGGAUCUACCAAGUUUAAAGAUAAAUGCCAAAAAAUCUCUUUGGUAGGUCACAAAACUUUCUACGUAGAAGAUUUUUCGUCAUUUUUCUCUAAACCCAAUGGUUUUAUAGAUGUUUACAUAAUAGUGUGACCGACAUUUCUCAACAUGUUAUCACUAUCGGCUCAGUGUUUGCAAAGUCAAAUUCAUUUAGGCUUUGUCAAUCAAUAAACCAAUUUCGUCGGGUACUGAAAUUGAUUUUUAAUUUUUUGACAUUGCACAAAAGUUUCUUAGAUUCAUAAGAAGCAUAAAAAUAGAAAAAAAAA